This is a messenger RNA of Callorhinchus milii (elephant shark), 730 nucleotides long. It is a transcript of the gene ttr, whose product is annotated as transthyretin (prealbumin, amyloidosis type I). Lineage: Eukaryota; Metazoa; Chordata; Chondrichthyes; Chimaeriformes; Callorhinchidae. The record is from RefSeq and is marked provisional. Gene Ontology annotation, biological process: purine nucleobase metabolic process.
ACCUUGUCCCGGGGUAAACCAAAAACAGCAGAAUGUUGCGCUUACCUUUCAUCGUUGUCCUGGUUGCUGCAGCCGCUUUUGUCCCAGGCGCCCUGAGCCAUGACCCACACGGUGGCAUUGAUAGCAAAUGCCCGAUUGUUAUCAAGGUCCUGGACGCUGUCAGAGGCAUACCAGCUUCCAAUGUGACUGUCAAAAUCCUUAAAGAGGAUGAGAGCCAUAGUUGGACUGUCCUCAGCACUGGGAUGACAGGACAAGCUGGAGAAGUCCACGACAUUGUGACUGAGGCAACUUUCGUUGAGGGAGUGUAUAAGGUCCACUUUGAAACUAGCACCUACUGGAGCAGCCUGGGACUCGCUCCCUUUUAUGAUUGUGCUGAUAUGGUUUUCUCUACAAUCCACCGUGGACACCACCACUACACACUUGCUCUCCUUCUGAGCCCGUACUCCUAUUCCGCCACAGCAGUGGUCAAAGACUUUCAGCCUCAUGUUCAGGGUCAAAAUCAUACUCACGAUCACGAUCACGAUCACGAUCACGCGUAAACACACUUCUGCAGUCGGCAAAAUAGCUGCAGAUGAGAAGACCAUGUGGAGUUCAAACUAGAAGUGUAAUAAGUGGUCAAGAUUUUGUUGGUAUGAACUGAAAUUGCUAAAAUAGUCGCUAUUUACUGUGAAUUUCAGCACAUCUUUGGGCCUCAUCAGAAACUGAGCAAAAUAAAACUCUUUCUGUCACG